Molecule: messenger RNA, 1526 nt
Organism: Bactrocera oleae (olive fruit fly)
Lineage: Eukaryota; Metazoa; Arthropoda; Insecta; Diptera; Tephritidae
Product: putative per-hexamer repeat protein 5
Source: RefSeq, a predicted model, not a curated record
CGCUUGUAUAUCAACAAUCAACAAGUUUUGCCUCGGCCAAAACAACUGCUGCUGAUGCGCAAAGCAAAAUUUAAAGAAUUUUGGCCUUAACCUGUCUUCAUUAAAAGCCACUUUGUGUGCUCGUGUCCGCGCUCAAGAAUUCUGCACUUUAGCGAAUAUGAUUAUGUUCUAGCUGGGUACAACUUCUGCGGUUUAAGUAGUUAAAUAAGGAAAUGCAUAUCGGCAGUACCAAAUCGGCAGGCGAGAGCAUAACACAUUGAGACCAAGGCAGCGUUUGUGAAAGCGAAAAACGAGUGUUUCAGUGAAGUAGUGGCAGAACUAGAAUUUUUAAAAAUCACUUUUUUUAUAAAAUAAAAAUUUUAAGUAAUAUAAUCAUGUCGAAAUUUGGUCUUAUGCUGCUCUUACUCGGCACAAUGGCGGUGCUGUGGCAACAGACUGAGGCCAAACCAUUAUUCUUGUUGUCGAAAAAUUUCUUCGCCUUAACCACUAGAGCACCUUCAACCGGGAGUGGCUCUUCUUACUCAUCAUCUUCCUCCUCCGCUUCGCUAAGCUCAUCAGCAACUGGUGGCCUCUUUCAACUGCCUGUUGGCAUCAUAAGUCGCAAAUUGGGUUUGUUCACCGGUCUACUUUCCGGCUUUGGCGGUGGUGGUGGUGGCAGCAUUGGUGGCGGUUUCGGACUCGGCUUCAAGUCCAAUGUGGCCACGACGACACGCAGACCAAAGAAAACCACCAAGAGCACAACCGAACCAAACACUGUCUUUACACCGGAAACAAGCACAAAAGCGUAUACAACAACAACAACUACCACUACUGCACCUGAGCAACUUGUGAGCACAACAACUGAGAUCACAAUCGAUGUCAAACCAACAGUGGUCGCACAGCGCCCAGCUGUCAUUGAACCGACGGAAGAGAGCGAGAGUGGAGUAGCUAGCAGCAAUAAUGUUAAUAGCGGAUUCGAAGUCAUUUAUGCCAAUACCAAUAAUGGUGAUCAGAGUGGCUCUUUCGAUGCUGCUUCAGCUGUUGGUGCCAGUGGUAGCAAUGUUGCCAGCAGUUCAAAUAGUGGAUUUGAAGUUAUUUACUCCAACUCAGGUACCGGUGGUUUUGAAGCUACUGGUGGAGUCAGAGGUUCUGGUGCAUCUGGAAUCUCUGGUACUGUUGGGAGUGAAGUCGGAAGUUCUGGUAGUGUCGGCGGUUCUAACGCAUUUGGAGUUUCUGGCGGAGGUGGAAGUGCAAGUUUAAGUGCUGGUGCUGGCGUUACAAGCACACAUCCCUCGAAAAGUGGCUACAACUACAAUAAACCAGAAGAUACACGUGUGAAUGAGAUUUUCGGCGGAAAUCUAAGUAACACCUACUUGCCAGUAUACAGGUACAGAUAGAGGAAGCGCCAUGGAAUUGAACUUAGUGACACCGAAAACUUCUAAUUUAGUAUUUAGCUCUAUAAGUGUGUGUUAUACAAACAAUUUGUUAAAAAUUUUAAAUAUUUUAUAUUUUUUCAUCGUAAAUAAAAAACUAAAACAUUGAGGAAA